AGAGAGAGAGAGUGAGGGAGAGAGGGAGUGAGAGCGCGAGCGCGAGGAGAGCGCACUCACAUACACAUACAUACACACACUCGAGCGCGCGCGCGCGCACACACACACACACACGCACAGAGAGACUCACGGACGGAGCGUAUGAGUGUGUGAGAGAGAGAGAGAGAAAGAGAGAGAGAGAGAGAGAGAGAAUGGGGCGCGCGACGCGGUGGGAUUAAUGACCCCUGAGAGAAUCCCGUCACCUGGAGAAAAGUGCUGAUAAAGUUUCACUGUAACUCCGCGAGCGGGACAUGGAUACGCUCGUGCUGGGUUUGUUACUUGUGCACGCGACGGUGGGAGCCUCCGGGAGCGAGUACGGAACCGUGCAAAUGGGACACGCCGAAAAAGGUGGUUGCUCGUUCGAUGACGGACCCGCGCAGUGUGAUUACCAACAGGAUCCGUACGACGAUUUUGAUUGGACGCAUGUCAGCGCUCAGGAAGUUCCCUACCUGUCCCCUGAACUGCCUCAAGGUUCGUACAUGAUGGUGGACUCGUCCCAGCAUGACCCUGGGGAGAGAGCACGUCUUCAGCUGCCUGUGAUGAAGGAGAACGACACGCACUGCAUCGACUUUAACUACCUGCUCUACGGCACCGAUGGGUCCAGUCCCGGAACGCUGAACGUGCUGGUCAAGGUGAACAAAGGCCCGGUGGCAAAUCCCAUCUGGAACAUCAGCACACACACCGGGAGCACGUGGAGGAAGGCGGAGCUCGCCGUCAGCACCUUCUGGCCCAACGAGUACCAGGUAAUAUUCGAGGCUGAGGUUGCUAACGGUAGACGAGGUUUCAUUGCGAUUGAUGACGUGCAGGUGCUGAGUUACCCGUGCGAUAAAUCGCCUCAUUUCCUGCGUCUGGGUGACGUGGAGGUAAACGCAGGACAGAACGCCACGUUCCAGUGCAUCGCCACCGUACGGGACGCCGUUAAUAACAAACUCUGGCUGCAGAGGCGUAACGGAGAGGACAUCCCCGUGGCGGAGAAGAAGAACAUUAACCACAGGAAGUUUGCGGCGUCGUUCCGGCUGAGCGAAGUGACGAGUCAGGAUCAGGACCUGUACCGCUGCGUCACCCAAUCAGAGCGCGGCUCCGGCGUCAGCAACUUCGCCGGCCUCAUCGUCAGAGAGCCGCCGAGGCCCAUAGCUCCGCCCCAGCUGCUGGGCGUCGGCCCGACGUACCUGCUGAUCCAGCUGAACGCUAACUCCAUCUUCGGCGACGGGCCGAUCAUCCUGAAGGAGGUGGAGUACCGCAUGACGUCGGGGUCGUGGACCGAGACGCACGCCGUCAACUCGCCGCACUACAAGCUGUGGCACCUCGACCCCGACACCGAGUACGAGAUCCGCGUCCUGCUGACACGCCCUGGAGAGGGCGGGACCGGAAAACCCGGCCCCGCCCUCAUCACUCGCACCAAGUGCGCAGAGCCCAUGCGCACUCCGAAGUCUCUGAAGAUUGCAGAGACCGGAUCUCGCUCCAUCUCUGUGGACUGGGAGUCUCUGGGCUACAACAUCACACGCUGCCACACCUUCAACGUCACCAUUUGCUUCCACUACGUUACCCGGGGCAACCGCAGCCAUGGCGAUCGCGGGCAGCAAGGUGACCGCAACCAUGGCGACUGCCUGGAGAUGGACCCGAAAGCACCACGCCAUGUGGUACCUGACCUCCCGCCCAACACCAACAUCAGCCUGAAAAUGAUUCUCACUAACCCUGAAGGGCGCAAAGAAAGUGAAGAGACGAUCGUCCAGACACAGGAGGAUGUACCUGGACCCGUUCCCAGCGCCUCUCUGAAAGCCACUCCGUUUGAGGAUCGAAUCUUCCUGCACUGGAAGGAGCCACUUGAGCCCAACGGAGUCAUUACACAGUAUGAGAUCAGCUACAGCAGUGUGUCCUCAUUUGACCCGUCCGUCCCAUUGCUCCGCCCCCCUCUGAUGGUGUCUUUGCCAUUUAACGCGUCUCAUCACGUGUUCUCCCAGCUCCACCCAGGAACCACCUACCACUUCACCAUCCGAGCACGAACCAGCAAGGGCUUCGGCCCGGCCACCACCAUCAACAUCACCACCAACAUCUCCGCUCCGAUCCUGGAGGAGUACGACGGCAGCGAGGCGUUCCUCAACGACACGGCAACCACCAUCACCGUUCUGCUCAAACCCGCACAGGCUAAAGGAGCUCCCAUCAGUGCUUACCAGAUCGUGGUGGAGGAGCUGAACCCUCACCGAUCACGCAGAGACGCCGGAACCCUCGAGUGUUUCCAGGUUCCCGUGUCCUACCAGACGGCCUCCAGCUCCGGGUCUCCGUACUACUUUGCGGCGGAGCUUCCUCCCGGGAAUCUUCCAGAACCUUCUCCUUUCACGGUGGGAGACAACAAGACGUACCGGGGCUACUGGAACGCUCCGCUCGCUCCACGCAAAAACUACAACAUCUACUUCCAGGCUGUGAGCAGUGUGGAGAAGGAAACGAAGACGCAGUGCCUGAGAUUGGCAACUAAAGGAGCUACAGAGGAGCCGGAAGUGAUUCCCGAUCCGGCUAAACAGACGGACCGCGUGGUGAAAAUCGCCGGGAUUAGCGCCGCAGUGCUCGUGUUCAUCCUGCUGCUGCUCGUGGCCAUUUUACUGGUGAAGAAAAGGAGGACCUACUAUUCUUACUCAUAUUACCUGAAACUGGCUAAGAAGCGCAAGGACGCGGCGGGAAACGCGAGGCAGGAGAUGACGCACAUGGUGAACGCCAUGGACCGGAGUUACGCCGAGCAGAACACGCUCCACACCGAGGAACCGAUGACCGUCACCUUCAUGGACUCGCACAGCUUCAACAACCGAUUGCCCAACGAUCCGCUUGUGCCCACAGCCGUGCUCGAUGAGAAUCACGCAGCAGCAGAGAACAGCAGGUUGUUGGACGUUCCUCGAUUCCACUGUGAAGGAACCGAAUCUCCGUAUCAGACAGGACAACUUCACCCGGCAAUCCGAGUGGCAGAUUUACUGCAGCACAUAAACCUGAUGAAGACGUCCGACAGUUACGGCUUUAAAGAGGAGUACGAGAGUUUCUUUGAGGGUCAGUCGGCGUCGUGGGACGUGGCCAAGAAAGAGCAGAACCGAACCAAAAAUCGCUACGGCAACAUCAUCGCAUACGAUCAUUCUCGAGUGAUCCUGCAGCCGGUGGAAGACGACCCCUCGUCCGACUACAUCAACGCCAACUACAUAGACGUAAGUGGCGCUGUGUGUCCCUCCUCCUCCUCCUCCUCCUCUUCCUCCUCCUCCCUUGGCGAAGGUGUGAGAAACAGCUCUCCCUCUCUCAUUUGGCUGUACAGGGAUGGCUACCAGCGUCCGAGUCACUACAUCGCAACGCAAGGUCCUGUCCACGAGACGGUGUACGAUUUCUGGAGGAUGAUCUGGCAGGAGCAGUCGGCGUGUAUCGUCAUGGUAACCAACCUGGUGGAGGUGGGACGGGUGAAGUGUUAUAAGUACUGGCCGGACGACGCAGAAGUGUACGGAGACUUUAAGGUGACGUUCGUGGAGGUGGAGCCGCUGGCGGAGUACGUAGUGCGCACUUUCACUCUGGAACGGAGGGGUUUUAAUGAAGUGCGUGAGGUGAAGCAGUUCCACUUCACCGGCUGGCCGGAUCACGGCGUUCCGUAUCACGCUACAGGACUGCUGUCCUUCAUCCGCCGCGUCAAAAUGUCCAACCCUCCAACUGCAGGACCAAUCGUAGUGCACUGCAGUGCGGGGGCGGGCCGUACAGGAUGUUACAUUGUGAUUGACAUCAUGUUGGACAUGGCGGAGCGCGAGGGCGUGGUGGACAUCUACAACUGUGUUAAAGCGCUCCGGUCACGACGCAUCAACAUGGUGCAGACUGAGGAGCAGUACAUCUUCAUCCAUGACGCCAUCUUGGAGGCGUGUCUGUGUGGCGACACCGCGAUCCCGGUGUGUGAGUUUAAAGCUGCGUAUUACGACAUGAUCCGCAUCGACUCACAGAGUAACUCCUCCCACCUCAAAGACGAGUUCCAGACGCUGAACUCAGUGACCCCUCAGCCCCAGCCUGAGGACUGCAGCAUCGCUCUCCUGCCCCGGAACCACGAGAAGAACCGCUUCAUGUCCAACCUGCCGCCUGACCGCUGUCUGCCCUUCCUCAUCACCAUCGACGGAGAGAGCAGCAACUACAUCAACGCUGCACUGAUGGACAGCUACAGGCAGCCGGCAGCGUUCAUCGUCACUCAGCACCCUCUGCCCAACACGGUAAAGGAUUUCUGGAGGUUGGUGUAUGAUUACGGCUGCACCUCCAUCGUCAUGCUGAACGAGAUCGACCUCGCUCAGGGCUGUCCUCAGUACUGGCCUGAAGAGGGAAUGCUCCGUUACGGCCCCGUGCAGGUGGAGAGAGUUUCCUGCUCCAUGGACUGUGAUGUCAUCAGUCGCCUCUUCAGGAUAUGCAACCUGACCCGACCACAGGAGGGCUACCUCAUGGUCCGUCAUUUCCAGUACCUGGGGUGGGCGGGGCUUAGAGAAGUUCCUGCCUCCAAGCGCUCGUUCCUGAAGCUGAUCCUGCAGGUGGACAAAUGGCAGGAGGAGUGUGAGGAGGGAGAGGGUCGCACCGUCGUCCACUGCCUGAAUGGCGGGGGUCGCAGUGGUGUUUUCUCAGCGAUCACUAUCGUGUGUGAGAUGAUUAAGAGGCAGAAUGUUGUGGACGUGUUUCAUGCUGUGAAGAGCCUGAGGAACAGCAAACCCAACAUGGUGGACACACCGGAGCAGUACCGGUUCUGUUACGACGUGGCGCUGGAGUACAUCGAAAACUCAUAAUGGAGAAGUGAAGAAGGAGCCAUCUGUCCAUCCAUCCAUCAUCCAUCCCUCACAAUUUCUCGCACACUCGUCUUUCCCAUCAUCAUCAUCAUCAUCAUCAUCAUCGUCAUGUCGUUCCUGCUCAUCGGACACGCAGAAGUCGGAAAGUCUGCAGAUGGAAACGAAAUAACGAUAAAUGUGGUACAUGCUGUUUAGCAAACAGUGUUAGCUAGCUAGCUUUCUAAAAAAAAGUGUGGAACGUGACGGAACCAUUCACACUUUUUUUUUUUUUUUUUAAAUAAUUAAUUUUUUUUGUAAACACAAAGGCCAAUCUGUUGCAUGCAAAACAUUUUUUUUGUUUAGUUUCUCUCCAUUGUUGUCCCUGUUACUGUCGAUGAACCAUGUAUAUGAUUAUAUCUGAUGUAGACGUAUAUAAUAUCCAUCGUUGUGUAAAAAAAAAAGAAAAAAAGGAAAAAUCUCAACUGCAGCGUGUGACAUUGGCUUUGUAUUGUGCACUAAUGGCUGGCUUAUGGAUUAUUAUUGUCUUUAUUUUUUAUCGUUUUCAGUUUUUGUAGCAGAAUUAUAAUCGUAAGCCAAAGACGAGUGUAAAUAUGUCUAUAAAGCACAUUGUUUGUAUUUAUUUUUUUUUCCCGAAGGCUCAAAACAAUCGUCAUUCCUGCCUCUUUACCUUGUAAACAUUUUAUUGUGAAUUUUUUUGUUUCAUUAUUAUUUCAAUAGUGUUCUACAGACUGUAGGCAUGUGAUGAUAAAUCAGCUGAAUGACGUACUGCGGUAUUUACUGCUUAUUAAAACGCUGUUUACAUCCGAUUGUAAUGUACAUUUCUACCACCAGGAUUUGGAUUUUGUUAAUUUAGCAUUUUUAUAUCUAAUUUUGGAUUUAAUCAAAUUAAUUAAUUUCCGGUUAAUCCAAUUUAAUUUUAAAAUGUUCCGAAAAUUUACAUUUUGCCAGCACAGCAACUUCCUCGACUUCUGGUUGGCUCAGAAUAACAAAAAAAUUUUUUUUAAAUUAUGCCUUUUUUUUCUUUUCCAAAGUGCUAUUCACGGAAUUUAAACAUUUUUUGUCACCAAAUUUUUUUUAGAUUGUAAAGCUGAUUAUUUUAUAAACUUUAAUUUCGAGUUGGAUUUGUUUUAAAGCCUUUUAGAGAUUUUUUAAAGCAUAAAAAAUUCAAAUCAGAUCCUAGUCAAAAUAUUAUAUUUAAAAAAAAAAUAUAGGAGAUGCAAUGAAAUCAGGUAAAUUUUUAAAAAAGUCAUUAUUCUCUGGUGAGGAAAAAAAGAACAAAUUGUCACACUGACUGAGAAUUUUCUGCUGAUGCUGAAAUUUAAAUAAAUAAAAAAAGAAAAAGAAAAUAUCACUGUAAUCAGGAAAAGGUCAUUUUCUCCUCAUUCUUUGUGGUUUAGUGAUGAUGCAGUGAAUAAUUUAUCCUCACAUGCCUGGUGUUAGUUAAUUAUGUAAUUUUUUUUUUUUGUAAUUUCUUUACUUUUUCAAAUUUUUACCUGCAUUUUGUGUACAUGAUUGUGAACUGUAUCUUUUACUGAAGCGAUAUCGAGGAGAAAAUCUCCCGAAGAAGAGAAGAACUUUAUUUUACAGACUUUUCCGGAGAACUCGAGCGCUAACGUACGAGUGUUUUACGCUAAAUAUCCACAGUGUUUAACUCCAGCGUGUGUAAAGGAAGGAAAUCACAGCCAGACGCCGCCGUGUUGGACUUUAACAUGGAAAGGGAAAAUGAAAAGAAAAAAAAACGAAACGAUCAAUCGCAUCAUCUCAGUCACGCAUCAUCUUUGUUCUGUCUGUAGUUGUUGGCUUAAUGGCUGUAAUGAAACUAGUGAAAAUCCUUUUAAUAAAAAAAAGAUAAUGUGCAA
Molecule: messenger RNA, 6670 nt
Organism: Pangasianodon hypophthalmus (striped catfish)
Lineage: Eukaryota; Metazoa; Chordata; Actinopteri; Siluriformes; Pangasiidae
Gene: ptprk
Product: protein tyrosine phosphatase receptor type K
Exons: 34
Coding region: 291-4811 (1506 amino acids)
Biological process (GO): protein dephosphorylation
Cellular component (GO): membrane
Molecular function (GO): protein binding; protein tyrosine phosphatase activity
Source: RefSeq, a predicted model, not a curated record